Molecule: messenger RNA, 273 nt
Organism: Sphaeroforma arctica JP610
Lineage: Eukaryota; Ichthyosporea; Ichthyophonida
Exons: 1
Coding region: 1-273 (90 amino acids)
Source: RefSeq, a predicted model, not a curated record
AUGAAAAAACGGAUACCGGAAGCACUGUUAAUAGCGGCAAAGGAACCCUUAACAGCAACAAUCCAGAGGACUGAAGCUAUAGAACAUGCGGCGGCGGCGAAGGCGGACAAAUGCAGAAAUGAAUGGAAGCAUAAACAACGCGACAAAGUGAAGGAGAGAGAAGUGCAAGAGGAUAAGCGAAGAAAGGAUAGCGAAGCAGCAAGGAACAAUGGACACGAGCGUGCAGUCGUAGUCCCAGUAGAAAUUAAAGCAGACAUACGAGUAGGUCACUAG